AUGUCGUCGCCGCUGCCGGAUUUCUGUUCGUCCCAAUUUUCCAUUACCUCGCCACGCCGCAUCCCCAAAUCCAAGUUUACGUAUAAACAACUACACCAACUCAAGUCCUACAGCCCACAGACACCUCUUCGCGUAAUCGCACAUGUCGACCUCGACGCCUUUUACGCCCAGUGCGAAACCGUUCGUCUGGGUAUCGAUCCCUCCAAGCCCCUCGCUGUGCAACAAUGGCAGGGGCUCAUAGCAAUCAACUACCCCGCGCGCGAAUUCGGGCUAAGUCGACAUGUCACAUCCACCGAAGCACUGAAGCAAUGUCCCGAUCUCAUACUACAACACGUCGCGACAUGGAAAGAAGGCGACGAGAACUGGGCGUACCAUGAAAACAGUUUCCGAGACAUGGCAACGCACAAAGUCAGCCUGGACCCAUAUCGCAAGGAGAGCCGCAAGAUUCUCAAAUGCAUCAAGGACAUGUUGCCAGAGAAGGAACAGCGUGUGGAGAAAGCGAGCAUUGACGAAGUCUUUAUGGACUUGAGCGCGCAGGUACAUACUAUACUUUUGGAGAGAUACCCCGAGUUGCGAGGGCCGGCGCCGUACGACGAUCCGACAGAGCCACUGCCAAAGGUGCCAACAACGGUGCUAGACUGGGCCGCUGAUGCGCUUGUGGAGACGGGUGAGGAAGAUGGAGAGGACAGAGACCCGGAUUGGGAUGAUGUGUGCAUGGCAAUUGCAUCCGAAAUCGUUCGGGACGUAAGGAAGCACAUCAAAGAUGCACUUGGAUAUACGUGUUCUGGCGGUGUGGCUAGAAAUAAGAUGCUUGCAAAGUUGGGCUCAGGAUACAAGAAGCCAAACCAACAGACCGUCAUACGGAACCGCGCGGUCAAACAUUUCCUAUCGGACAUGAAGUUUACCAAGAUUCGAAUGCUCGGAGGAAAGCUAGGAGAUGAGGUUGUUUCCAUUUUUGGCACGGACAAGGUUAAAGACCUCAUUGAGCAACCCUUGGAUCAAUUGAAAAAGCUGGGUGACGACACAGGCAGCUGGUUGUACUCUAUCAUCCGAGGCGAGGACAAUAGCGAGGUCAAUCCACGUACACAGAUCAAAAGUAUGCUUUCGGCAAAGUCGUUUCGGCCAUCAAUCAAUUCCUUUGAGCAAGGUGUCCGAUGGCUGCGCAUCUUUGUUGCAGACAUUUUCUCAAGAUGUGUGGAGGAAGGCGUGCUAGAGAACAAGCGACGACCCAAGAGUAUCAACCUCCACCAUCGACAAGGCACCCAAACGCGAAGUCGCCAAGCACCGAUUCCUCAGGGCAAGCCUCUGUCUGAAGCAAUCUUGUUUGACCUGGCAAAGAAUCUGUUGGCACAAACGGUUGUUGAUGGGCGCGCCUGGCCUUGCUCGAACCUUUCACUAAGUGUCGGUGGUUUCGAAGACGGCAUCACAAACAACAAAGGCAUUGGCGGCUUCUUGGUGCGGGGCGAGGAAGCAAAAGCCAUGAUGUCAACGGGUAGAGUGACGAGCAGUAGCAGCGAGCCACCCGCAAAGCGAAGACGAACAAAAGGCAACAUUGCGAAUUUCUUUGGUCCGCGGGACGACAAGAAGAAGGAUUUUGACGCGGCGAGAGCAGUGCUUUUGAAAACACAUGCCGAGUCCACAAAAGACGAGUCAGAAGAGGACAUGGAUGUACAAGAGGAUGACGAUGUGCUAUUUGCUGGAGACGGCGAUGGAUUCGAAAGACCGUCCAUACCUCGUCUGAACAGGCAUAGCUCGCAUGGUGAUGAUAUCCAUCACCCAAACACUCCUCCGUCAGCCCAACCGCAAUCCAUCUCGAAUUCUCCGCCUCCACACCAACGCAAUGAAGCACAAACACCAGCUCCACGGCCAAAUCUUCCUGCUCAGCAAAAAACUAUAGACACGUUUUUCUGUCCCAGGUGCAACAUCUACCUGCCGGCCAGCGAGAGGCCCGAGCAUGAAGAUUACCACUUUGCACUGGACUUGUCACGAGAGAUGCGGCAAGAAGACCGGACGGCAGUGUUGCCGCCUUCUGGUGCCGCGGGUGGGAAAAGAGGCGCGAGUGCUUCGAAACCGUCGCGAGGACGUGGAAGGCCACCCGGUGGUAGUAGUGUGGAAAAAGGACAAGCCAAGUUAGCUUUUGGCAAGAGUACAUGA
Bipolaris maydis ATCC 48331 is the source of this 2154-nucleotide messenger RNA. RefSeq lists its product as uncharacterized. The record is from RefSeq and is a predicted model, not a curated record. Gene Ontology annotation, cellular component: nucleus; site of double-strand break; replication fork. Gene Ontology annotation, biological process: error-prone translesion synthesis; response to radiation. Gene Ontology annotation, molecular function: damaged DNA binding; DNA-directed DNA polymerase activity. Lineage: Eukaryota; Fungi; Ascomycota; Dothideomycetes; Pleosporales; Pleosporaceae.